GGAGGCGGGCGGGCGGCCAGGUGCGCGCGGGCUCUUCUGCCCCGGGGCGCCAGGGCCUCUCAACGCCAAGCUCUGGGCACCCGGCUGGAUGCCUAGAUAACGGUCCAGGAUGGGGCGAUCCUGGCUGGAAGCCGGGCGUGGCUUAAGCCUUGGGCACGUCCCCACCGCGGGAUGCGACCUUGCUGCUGGCUUGGAGCCCCAGGCUGCAGCUCUCUCGAGGCCCGGAGCCAGGCGCCCGCCCAGCGCUUCUGCUCUCUGGGAUGGAGGAGCUGGGGCACUGAGCUGCGAGGGCCUGGGAACCUCCCAGACCCCACACCAGACACGCAGGCUCAAGGUCACAGAGCUGUGUCUGUCGUUUACAAAUGUCUGCUUUUUACUGGAGUGUUUGUAAAUGGGCUACUGUUUCCUCUCUUGGGCCAGGGAAUUAGGAUUCAGAGAAGAGGGCUCUAAAAAUACUAAUCGCCUAGUCCCAAUCAGCUGAUCCGCCUUACUGGCCAGUGACCCUGGCCUCUGAAAGAAAGAUGGCAUUAGGUCUGUGUCUGCAGGUGCUGUGCAGCCUGGGUGCCUGGCUCUCACUCUAUACAUCUUUCUGCCGCCUGAAUAAGCACCGAAGCUAUGAGUGGAGCUGCCGGCUGGUGACCUUCACCCACGGAGUCCUCUCUAUAGGCCUGUCUGCUUAUAUUGGCUUCAUUGAUGGCCCUUGGCCUUUUACUCACCCAGGGUCACCGAACACACCCCUCCAAGUUCACGUUCUGUGUCUCACCUUGGGCUACUUCAUCUUCGACUUGGCCUGGUGCAUCUAUUUCCAGUCUGAGGGUGCCCUGAUGCUGGCUCAUCACACACUGAGCAUCUUGGGGAUCAUCAUGGCCCUGGUGCUUGGGGAGUCGGGCGCUGAGGUCAACGCGGUUCUCUUUGGAAGUGAGAUCACCAACCCACUGCUCCAGUUGCGCUGGUUUCUCCGUGAAACAGGCCACUAUCACAGUUUCACUGGGGAUGUGGUGGACUUCCUUUUUGUGGCUCUGUUCACUGGUGUGAGGAUUGGUGUAGGCGCUCAUCUCCUUUUCUGUGAAAUGGUCUCACCCACACCUAAGUGGUUUGUGAAGGUUGGAGGGGUAGCGAUGUAUGCUGUGUCUUGGUGCUUUAUGGUUAGCAUCUGGCGCUUUGCGUGGAAGAAAAGCAUCAAGAAGUACCACGCAUGGAGAAGCCGGCGGGAUGAAGAGCGGCAGCUAAGACAUAAUGGGCAUCUCAAGACACACUAGCCAAGGCUUGCUCCCGGUGAAUGGAUUGGGUUGAACUGGCCAUAGGACCAGGACAGAAUUGAGCUUGUAGUGAGUGCACUUAGGUUUUGAAAAAGGGCUAAAUGCGUCCAUCACUUCAGUCAGUUUCCAAGCUAAGCAUAUGCAGUAUUGAGACACUCACCCCUGCUUGCAGUGGCAUUUGGACAUCCUCAGGGUGAUUGACAACUGGAGAGAACUAUAUAGAGAGGACCACUGUCACCUGUUUUGGGGGGUCCCCAUGUUCAUGGGAGGCCUGAUAUUUAGACAGCUUUGGAAAGAACUUGAAUCAAAUUAGUGCUGUUUCUGGUUCCUUUGGAAGUAACUCCUUUCCCCACACUUAGUCCUGAUUUCCAUGAGACAUUUUAAGUAUGCUCACCCCAUGUACUAUAAAGGGAGGGACUCUCAGGAGGGGACAGGAGUUGGGCAUCCAAGUAUCUGUGAAUGGGAUCUGCGAUGCAGAGAGGGACAGAAGGAUGGGACUUCCCACUGAGCCUCCCUACACUGCCGUGUCAGAGGUUCCCGAGGAUAUCCUUGGCUUCUGUGAUUCAUCCAGGAGACUUGGGGCUGAGCCUGUAGUCUCAGAGCUUUGAUCUGUGACAAUGAAAGGAAGCAGAGAAGACUCAGCAGAGGGAAAAGGAACCUCUGUCAAAGCUCAUGGAAUCUAAGCAUAAGUUUCUACAGUCUCCUGCUUGGAUAUACAGGAGUGAUUCAUGACAACAUCAAAGUCAUCAAAGACUUGGUGCCCAGAGCUUUUACUGGCAGCAGGUCAUGUAGGCUCCUUCUAAGUAGCACAAGGCAAAAACUGAAGACUUCCCUGGAAGCAGGCAUUCAGCAGAAGCCAUAUUGUUUCAGAAAGAGUUUGGGAGCAGUGAGGCACUCUUAACAGUUUCUGGUGGGAGUCCUCUCCACAGU
Molecule: messenger RNA, 2189 nt
Organism: Acomys russatus (golden spiny mouse)
Lineage: Eukaryota; Metazoa; Chordata; Mammalia; Rodentia; Muridae
Gene: Tlcd5
Product: TLC domain containing 5
Exons: 3
Coding region: 522-1259 (245 amino acids)
Cellular component (GO): membrane
Source: RefSeq, a predicted model, not a curated record